CAUAUAUAAUAAAACAUCAUCUUAGGAUUUAAUAGCAAGACCAUCUGACGUGUAACCUUCAUUCUGGGGAAGUCUUCAUUCUGCAGCAUCUUGGAAACAUCAUUCUUGCAGACAGCUUGUGACUCCAGCCUUGAUCAGUGGUGUUUUGGAGAGAGACACACCUUGACGUCUGCAGCUUCCACCAACUAAGGAGGAGUAUCCAUUGAGACUUUUCACCUAAGUGGGAUGCUUCUUAAAGGACAGAUACUGUAACAGCAUUUCUUCCUAUAUUAACCUGGGUGGGAAUCGCAUUCACUUAUAGCACCAUGGACCUGCAGUCUCACAGAGGGUCAUCAGAUGUUCCGUGAUGGAAAGUACCAAUUAAAACAUAUUUCUAUACAAAGACUAAAACUGUAAAAAUAGAUAAGGGAAGGGGUCCAAUGAACAUGGAUAUAUCUACUGGAGACAUCCAACAGGUUCUUUCCAUUGACCAAAUUCGAUCUAUCCGGGCCAAUAAUGAUUACGUGGAGCGACCUACAGUCUCAUUUAUGCAAACCUGGUCUAAUCCUUCCCUUUCACAACAUGCUGCCAAGCAAGAGUGGCCUCAUGAUCAUCUGGUAUCCUACAAUCACCACGAUCUCCACCGUAGCCAAAGUCAUCAACAUCCAUCACAACAUCUUUCACAUGAGCUAAGCCAUUCCAGUACAAUAAGUUCUGUUUCUCGAAGCACUACUGCUUCAGACCAGAGACUGUUAACUGGGAUAACUCCAUCUCACUCGGGGCACUCACUCAGGAGGACGCAGCCAAAAGAUGGUGACCUUAAGCAAGAUGAGUUCAUCAAAGGAAUAAUGGAGAAGCCAGAUAGAUAUGUAGGUCAUCUCUUCAUCUGUGAAGAGUGUGGGCGCUGCAUAUGUGAUGAAUGUACACAAGUUCGGAACCUUCCUUCGUGUUGGGUUUGUGACCAGAGGUGCUUGUGCUCUGCAGAAAAUGUCAUCGACUAUGGAUCUUGCCUGUGCUGCAUCAAAGGCCUAUUCUACCACUGCUCUACUGAUGAUGAGGACAACUGUGCUGAUGACCCCUGUUCUUGCAGUCAGGGAUCCUGCUGUGCCCGUUGGGCAACAAUGAGCUUCCUCUCCUUCUUCAUGCCCUGUUUAUGCUGCUAUCUUCCUGCCAAGGGUUGCCUGAAGCUCUGCCAGAAAGGCUAUGAUAAAGUAAAAAGACCUGGCUGUCGAUGCGAGAAUCAUACCAACACCGUCUGCAGGAAAAUAUCCUCAUCUAGUGGCACACCUUUCCCAAGGCCUUUUGAUAAGCCAGUAUGACCUACCGGCUGUGGUUGGAUAUGACCCUAUAUCUCGUUUCUUCUUCACUACUUCCUGCUGUGCUCUUUUUCACUGGUGCCAGUGAGAGUGAAAGCCUUACCAAGACCCCAUUAACAAUUCAGGAAUGUAAGAGAGGUUUCAGAACAUUAUAAAUACAACAGAGAGGAAUGGGCACUCUUCGUAUUCCAUGUUGAAAAAGCUGAAGUAGAGUUCAUGAUGUGACCUUCCCGCACCAUGCCCCUGGAAUAUUGUUAUCAGGAAGUCAUUCAAAAUUGGCUUGAUUGUGAUAUCUUCCAUCUGACAAUGCAGACAACCAACAUCUUCCAAAAAGAAAGGACUCUCGUCUGUCCAUUGCUCUCUACAACAUUGGCUGAGAAAGUCAACAAGUCCAUCUUUCGUUUGAAGAGAUUAUCGAUUAAAGGAAAAUUAUGCACCUUGUUGUUUCUAAAGAAAAAAUAUUGGACAAAUCAAGCCUGAUUAAACAAAAAGAA
Spea bombifrons (plains spadefoot toad) is the source of this 1789-nucleotide messenger RNA. RefSeq names its product sprouty RTK signaling antagonist 3 (gene SPRY3). Lineage: Eukaryota; Metazoa; Chordata; Amphibia; Anura; Pelobatidae. The record is from RefSeq and is a predicted model, not a curated record. Bases 420 to 1298 code for a protein of 292 amino acids. Gene Ontology annotation, biological process: negative regulation of MAP kinase activity; animal organ development; multicellular organism development. Gene Ontology annotation, cellular component: cytosol; membrane. The transcript is spliced from 2 exons.